Molecule: messenger RNA, 993 nt
Organism: Phytophthora infestans T30-4
Lineage: Eukaryota; Oomycota; Peronosporomycetes; Peronosporales; Peronosporaceae
Exons: 3
Coding region: 1-993 (330 amino acids)
Source: RefSeq, a predicted model, not a curated record
AUGGCUUCUGACAGAUCAACCACUUUACUUACACCUGAAGACUUGUAUUCGCAGGCGUGUCACUUUGAUGUAGAUCUAGAUAGGGAGCUGUACUUGCUUCCCCUUCUGAAGCAGGCAGCUACCACUCCGAACCCUCCUAAGCGACAGCAUGGCGACGAUGGCAAUAUCGCUGAACGUUAUUUCCUCGAUCAGAUCAAGCUGCUUCGUCAUUGUCACCAGCAGGAAGAAGCGAGCGGUCAACAGGAAAACGAGACGUCUGCGUGGAUGGCAUUUGAAGAGCGGCUUGUCUUCUAUUACGACUUCGUUACUAAGUCUCGACAAGAUAUGCACCCUUUGGAGCCCUUACUUGGCGACAACGCUGAUGACGCAGACCCCAUGACUCGAGCUGCCGAUCCACAAGAGUUCGAACAUGCUGCAACGUUGCACAAGCAGACAUCGAUGAAGAACAUUGCUGAAUUGGAGAUUCUGUGUUUCCAUUGCUGGUGGAAGGAGACCUCUCUUCAAGGGGAGACACGACAAUGCCGGUUGCGACUUUACUUCUCCAUCCCGACACGUCAUUUUCAGGUGGUGUUGGAGGAUUCUCCUAACGUAUUUACUAUUUCCCACGUUGCGCAUGCUGUGACUGGGGUGCCUCUUUCUGUUUGGGACUUGCAUGAAGGUGCGCGGAUUAAAGUACUCGGCCGCCCAACGACUCUGCGCCAGGCGAGUCUUCUCACUCGCCAAUGGUUAGAGAUCCACGAGCGUCGACUGCGUCCCGUCAUGGAGCAGUUGCAGAAGGAACUGGCCAAAUACGAGCUCCGUUCACACGGACGCUCCGCAGCGGCACCACCAUCCGGCCGAAUCCUUUGCGCCGAUCCGCAUCGUUCCAAAUCCGGAGUGUCAUUACGCCAGUUGCUGGAUGAGAUUGCUUUACUUCAGACCAAGUUGGCCACGUAUCGUCCAGACCUCGCUCGUCGAUUGUGCGAACCGCUCGCACGUCUUGAUAUCGCAUAG